Clunio marinus is the source of this 816-nucleotide messenger RNA. The record is from the annotation of a GenBank genome assembly. Lineage: Eukaryota; Metazoa; Arthropoda; Insecta; Diptera; Chironomidae.
AUGAAGUUAUUAAAAGUUUUGUUGUUUUUUGGAUUAAUUUAUGUGACUGCAGGGCAAUCGUUGGAUCGUCCAUUGCAAUCUUCAAUACUUCCAACAAUUUUGGAACGAAUACUUGAAAGAGGUCGCAAUAUAUUGAAUCGACAGAUUAUCAACAUAAUUGAGGGGCAACGAGAAAAUUUCUCUACUGGUUGGCCGUUAUUAGGAAUCCCACCAAUAGAUCCUUUGCUCAUUGAAGAUGUUGAAUUAAAUCUUGACACAUUAGAAACUUUAAAUUCAUUCUCGCUGCGUUUGUUUGAUGCGGAACUUGUGGGAUUGCAGGAAUUUGAGAUUGACGAGAUGGAUGUCAGCAUUAUUGGGUUGUCAGCAUACUUUGAGAUAUCUUUUAGAGAACUGAGUCUGAUAGGACAACAUGAGACAAGUGGGAAUCUUGGAACUACACCUAUUUCAGGAACUGGUUCAGCUAGUUUUAUCUUCAACGAUCUUCGAGUAAAUGGAACCAUCGACAUGAGUAAUGUCGAUGACGGCUUCCUGAACAUUGACAAGUUUUUCUUAGGCAUCUCAGUCAGAAGAGUUACCGUUCGUUUGCAAGGUUUCGGUAUCUUCUUAGACGCAACCAUCAGCACUUUAUUAUCAGCAGCAUUUCCAACUCUAAUUACUGAAAGUCAAAGUGCUAUCAACGACUUUAUAAAUGAAAAUAUUGUUUCAGCAUUAAACAAAGUGUUGAAUGAUUUUCGUAUAAUUGAUGUGAUAAAUUCGCUUAUUAACAGCAUUUUCAAUCAAUUAGUUUCAUGUUUAAAUCUAUUUGAACAGAAUUAA